GAAUGAAGCUGCAGCGGACAGAAAACAAACAAACAAACAAACAGAAGAACUUUAGUUAAAUUUUGUCGGAUUUUUUUUUGUAAACUUCGGUAACAAGAACCGGUGACUGGUUUCUUCAGCUGAGCGGGACAACCGAGAAGAGACGACCGAGAUGAAAUACAUUAUAGGAAUUGGCGGCGUCACUAAUGGUGGUAAAACCACCCUGACAGACAGGUUGAUCAAGACUCUGCCCAACUGCUGUGUUGUGCACCAAGACGACUUUUUCAAGAAACCCGAUCAGAUAGAAGUCGGGGAGGACGGCUUUAGACAAUGGGAUGUGAUCACAGCUUUGGAUAUGGAGGCCAUGACCAACACGGUAAAAGGCUGGAUCGAGAACCCGGUGAAGUUCGCCAGAUCCCACGGCGUCGCCCUGUCUUCUGCCUCUGGCGUGGCGAACCCAGACGAGCAGAUCCACAUUCUGAUUGUGGAGGGAUUCCUGCUCUACAACUACGCGCCCCUGCGGGAUGUUUUUGACAAGAGCUAUUACAUCACCAUCCCCUAUGAAGAGUGCAAAAGAAGGAGAAGUACGAGACAGUACACCGUCCCCGACCCCCCGGGCCUGUUCGACGGCCACGUGUGGCCCAUGUACCUGAAGCACCGGAGAGAGAUGGAGGAGAGCGGUCUGGAUAUCGAGAGCCUGGAUGGUUCUAAAUCCAAAGAGGAGCUCUACAACCAGGUGUAUGAGGACAUUCAGAACAACCUGCUCAAUCGUUUAUAGCAGGACGCCUCCUCCUCCUCCUCAUACCUGUACAGAACCUGUAAAUAGAACCGAGGAUUCUUUUGUUUUUUUAUGGAUUUUUUCUAAUUUUAUUCUUUGUAUGUAAAUAGAGCGACGUUAACUUAAUCAUUGUCUUUUUAGUCGUCUUUGGAUGGAUCUUGUUCUUCCUUUAUCGAACCCAUCCUUACUGGGCUCCUGUUCUGUUUCUGUAUCGACCCGUUUGUCUGUCGAUCGCAUCCUCCUGCAAAUAAACACAUCGGCUGCUGUCGGAACAGAAAA
Stegastes partitus (bicolor damselfish) is the source of this 1036-nucleotide messenger RNA. RefSeq names its product muscle-specific beta 1 integrin binding protein (gene mibp). Bases 152 to 757 code for a protein of 201 amino acids. The transcript is spliced from 8 exons. The record is from RefSeq and is a predicted model, not a curated record. NCBI's taxonomy places the organism in Eukaryota, Metazoa, Chordata, Actinopteri, Pomacentridae.